This is a messenger RNA of Anthostomella pinea, 519 nucleotides long. The record is from the annotation of a GenBank genome assembly. Lineage: Eukaryota; Fungi; Ascomycota; Sordariomycetes; Xylariales; Xylariaceae.
AUGUCGGCCGCCAAACCUGUGCUAUUGAUGGUGCACGGCGCCUGGCACGUGCCAAGUCAUUAUGACAUGCUGAAAGUCGAGCUCCAAAACUUGGGCUUCGAGUUCAUCUGUCCUGCUCUACCCACGAUGAGCGAGGGAAGAGGUGGGGUGGACUACAUGGCUGACGUGCAGUUUGAUACCCCUUUACUCGACCAGGGGAGGGAGGUCGUCAUCAUGGGACCUUCUUAUGGAGGCGUGCCAGCAACUAUAGGGACGGAGGGUUUGGGCGUCGAUGAACGUCGAGCACAAGGCAAGUCCGGCGGAUUUAAGAAGAUUAUCUUCGUUGCCGGCUUCGUUAUACCGCAGAAGAACACGAGCAUGAUCGAUGCCUUCGGUGGCUCUUGGCCGGAUAUGUUUGACGUCGGCGAGCCCGGCACGAAGAGCCGAUCAUUCCCCAAAGCGCAAGCACAUGGAGUCCUCUUCAACGAUCUACCGCCGGCGGAGGCCCUGCGCAAUGCUCAGCUACUGGUCCCCCAAUAA